GCGCAUCCAGAGUAUACUUUGUAUUCCAUUUUAGACAGUACCGCUGAAAACAACUACCAUUAUGACAUUAUACGACGUCCUCGUCAUCGGUGGCGGUCCAGCCGGCUUGUCGGUAGUAACCGGCCUCGCUCGCCAGCUAUACCGCGCAGUGGUAUUUGACUCUGGGGUCUACCGCAACUCUCCGACCAGCCAUAUGCAUAAUGUGGCUACAUGGGAUCACAGCCCGCCUGCCGACUUCCGCAAGGCAGCUCGUGAGCGUGUUCUUGGCCGCUACGAUACCAUUGAGUUCGAGAAUACCGAAAUCAAAAAAGUCCAGAAGACAGACGAAGGCUACUUCAAGGCUUUCGAUGCCCGUGAUCGCGCCUGGACUGGACGUAAGCUGGUAUUAGCUACUGGUGUCCGUGAUAUUUUCCCGGACAUUGAGGGAUAUGGAGAGUGUUGGGGGACUGGCAUAUUUCAUUGCCUUUUUUGCCACGGUUAUGAGGAACGUGGUUGCGCUUCUGCUGGUGUUCUGGCAAUUGGCGAUAUUGCUAAUCCCGCUCCGGCGAUGCAUGUCGCGCGCAUGGCUAAGCGGUUUGCCGGUACAGUAACGUUAUACACGGAUGGUGUUGAAGAUGUUACCAAGGACUUGGAGAACGCGACUCAGGGCACGGGAUUCAAAGUGGAUAAGAGAAAGAUAUCUAAGCUGGUCAAAGGACAGGAUGGAUCCGAAGUACAGCUCAAAUUCCACGAUGGCACGCAAACCACAGAAGGCUUUCUUACUCAUAAACCCAAGACAGAGAUUAACGGGCCCUUCGCUACACAACUCCGGUUGCGACUGACAUCUGAUGGUGACCUUGAGACUACGGCUCCGUUCUACAGCACCUCUAUUCCUGGUGUUUUUGCUGCUGGGGACUGUGCUGCUCCCUUUAAGGUUGUUACAAUGGCUAUGUCUUCGGGGGUAGUUGUGGCUGGAGGACUGGCUGGCCAGUUGCAGGAAGAGGAUUAUCCGACUAAGAAAGAAUGACGGGGAUCUAUUUAAAGCAGGAUUAGCAUAACAGUGCCCUUUUUUUUUGUGCUCCUGCUUUCUUAGAGUAAUAUAAGCUUAGAUGCUGUGAACGUUCUUGUCAUAUAGAUGGUAUAAUAAAUAGAGAGCUAUAUUCCACUAUGAUGAACUCAGAGUAUCGUAUUUUUCGGGAUAUAGAAGUCCUAUUGAUUGUAAACAGACACUCCUUGUCCUGGAAGGAAAAUCUAUAGUUCAAGAUAAAUUCCUAUUACUAUGUCAUGUGAGCUUCGGAAUAUGUUGGAUUAUACCUCAAGAGUCGAGCAAAGAGGUCAACUUCCACGAACGCAUCGUAAAAUAGCAAUUGAAUGGCCGGUUAAGCCCCACGAUAGAAUGAUAGUUCAUCUAGUUGGAAGUGGGAGAAUAGGUCACCUGGUAAUGCCCCCGAUAGCAACGGUUGUUGUCGAAAAAUGUAUGCCAUUGUUCGGCUCUUUACCCCCAGUCGAGUGCCAUUUACCGAGGACGGUAAUAUCGAAAUGGCAUUAAUUCAUUAUUAGUAAACAUGUGCAGGUAGUUAUGAUCCGUCUUACUAAAGUGUGCGGGAUUACCCAUCGAAGACAAUAGGAUUGUCCG
This is a messenger RNA of Aspergillus alliaceus, 1615 nucleotides long. RefSeq names its product thioredoxin reductase gliT (gene gliT). NCBI's taxonomy places the organism in Eukaryota, Fungi, Ascomycota, Eurotiomycetes, Eurotiales, Aspergillaceae. Gene Ontology annotation, molecular function: oxidoreductase activity. The coding region runs from base 62 to 1006 and encodes 314 amino acids. The transcript has 3 exons. The record is from RefSeq and is a predicted model, not a curated record.